Molecule: messenger RNA, 1176 nt
Organism: Neospora caninum
Lineage: Eukaryota; Apicomplexa; Conoidasida; Eucoccidiorida; Sarcocystidae
Exons: 1
Coding region: 1-1176 (391 amino acids)
Source: RefSeq, a predicted model, not a curated record
AUGGUGAAAUCCCUGCACAAGUUCUUGAGCAAGAACGUAGUGGAGGCAAUGUCCCUAGAAGAUUUUGUAGCAGAACUCGGUGUCGACCAUCGUGCAAUUCAACCUCCAUUCUUUCGCAAGGGCGAGGGCGCGUCGAGAGCUGUCGGGUAUUUCGCGGAGCAGCAAAAGCCAGAAGUAUCUGAAGAGACGCGGAAAACUUUGGAAGCGGUUGAACCAGUUCUGCCUGCCGGACAGCCACUGUCUUUUCACACUACAUACGACAGAAAAGGCUCUUACUUCAAAAGAGGCAGCUUGUUUCACCGAGAUUUCUUCGAGUUCUUCAUUGAUGGGCAACCUUUUGAUCUGAGGAUACUCCCACUACCGAGCGGUGAAGAGGGGGAAGCUACGCUGGAACGAUACAAAAAGGAGCUGGAAAAUGAGCGGAGUGUUCGACUUCAAUUUGAUGUGGGUUCUGCUCAACGUGUCGUGGAGGCCUUUCACUGUCACAUUCCAUUUCAAGUGCUGCAGUUUACAAGCGACAGAAAGGUCGUCUCACUUGGGUUAGACCUCAAGAUGCCCAACAUUGUUCUCAUCUACCCGGGCACACGUGGGACGCUCGGCCAACUCUUUCCGUUGAUACAUCAAGCAGCCCAGAAUCAGAAAACCGCCCCCGCUGCUCUAGCUGCCCGGCUGAGCGUGACGGUGCAGGCCAUUAAGUUGGUCGCAGUCACCAGUGGAAGAGGGAUCUUGGUGAGUAACAUCUCGCCGGAAAAUUUCUUCCCCAGUAGAGAUGGAAUUCUUUAUUUUGGUGGCUUCUCCUCAAAAGUAGCGGCAAACAAGCUGUACUACGAGACCGAGGGGGGCGCCCUGGUCGAGGAGCCGCCGAACGUGACUUCCAGGGGGAGACGGUUCACCGCUGAAGACAACGCAGCAGACUUAGGACGCACUCUCUUUGGCUUGUGGUGCGGCGGUUCGCUUCCUGAGGAUGAACCGAGUGGGCGGGCCGACGUGGAUUUCUCCAAUUGCGGGACAGACCUGCCGGAUCCUGUCAAGAAGUUAAUUAUGGGAGUGUCCGGCUCCCACGGACGCGCCCCUCUCAGCGCCUCCCAGGUCCUCGAUACUCCAAACUAUCAGGAGCUGCGCAGAUUAGAAAAAGAAGUGUCUCAGAGUGUCGCGGUGCGUUCAGUGGUGGGGUGA